ACCAUGGUUGACACGGAGAUGCCCUUCUGGCCCACCAAUUUUGGGAUCAGCUCUGUGGAUCUCUCUGUGAUGGAUGAUCAUUCACACUCCUUUGACAUCAAGCCCUUCACCACGGUGGAUUUCUCCAGCAUUUCAACACCCCACUAUGAAGACCUUCCAUUCGCAAGAGCAGACCCCAUGGUGGCCGAUUACAAAUAUGACCUGAAGCUCCAAGACUACCAAAGCGCCAUCAAAGUGGAGCCCGCGUCCCCACCGUACUAUUCGGAGAAGACACAGCUGUAUAAUAAGUCUCACGAGGAGUCAUCCAACUCUCUCAUGGCCAUUGAGUGUCGCGUCUGUGGGGACAAAGCUUCUGGCUUUCACUACGGUGUUCACGCCUGUGAAGGGUGUAAGGGUUUCUUCCGGAGGACAAUCAGAUUGAAGCUAAUUUACGAUAGGUGUGACCUCAACUGUCGGAUCCACAAAAAGAGUCGAAAUAAAUGUCAGUACUGCCGCUUUCAGAAAUGCCUAGCCGUGGGGAUGUCACAUAACGCCAUCAGGUUUGGGCGAAUGCCACAGGCAGAGAAGGAGAAGCUGUUGGCAGAGAUCUCCAGCGAUAUCGACCAACUGAACCCAGAAUCAGCUGAUCUUCGUGCCCUCGCCAAACACUUGUAUGACUCAUACAUAAAGUCCUUCCCGCUGACCAAAGCAAAGGCCAGAGCCAUCUUGACAGGAAAGACAACAGACAAAUCACCUUUUGUCAUCUAUGACAUGAACUCCUUAAUGAUGGGAGAGGACAAAAUCAAAUUCAAGCACAUCACCCCGCUGCAGGAGCAGAGCAAAGAGGUAGCCAUCCGCAUUUUCCAAGGCUGCCAGUUUCGCUCGGUAGAGGCUGUCCAAGAGAUCACCGAGUACGCCAAAAGCAUCCCUGGAUUCGUGAGCCUCGACUUGAACGAUCAAGUGACUCUCCUCAAAUACGGGGUCCAUGAGAUCAUUUACACCAUGCUGGCCUCCCUGAUGAAUAAAGAUGGGGUUCUCAUAUCUGAGGGCCAAGGCUUCAUGACCAGGGAGUUUCUAAAGAGCCUGAGGAAGCCCUUCGGUGACUUUAUGGAGCCCAAGUUUGAGUUUGCUGUGAAAUUCAAUGCACUGGAAUUAGACGACAGCGACUUGGCCAUAUUUAUAGCUGUCAUUAUUCUCAGUGGAGACCGACCAGGUUUGCUGAAUGUGAAACCCAUCGAGGACAUUCAGGACAACCUACUGCAAGCCUUGGAGCUCCAGCUGAAGCUGAACCACCCCGAGUCCUCUCAGCUCUUUGCCAAGUUGCUGCAGAAAAUGACAGACCUCAGACAGAUUGUCACAGAACAUGUGCAGCUAUUACAAGUCAUAAAGAAAACGGAGACGGACAUGUGUCUCCAUCCCCUUCUCCAAGAGAUCUACAAGGACUUGUACUAG
Suncus etruscus (white-toothed pygmy shrew) is the source of this 1431-nucleotide messenger RNA. RefSeq names its product peroxisome proliferator activated receptor gamma (gene PPARG). Gene Ontology annotation, molecular function: zinc ion binding; RNA polymerase II cis-regulatory region sequence-specific DNA binding; nuclear receptor activity. The coding region runs from base 4 to 1431 and encodes 475 amino acids. The transcript has 6 exons. Lineage: Eukaryota; Metazoa; Chordata; Mammalia; Eulipotyphla; Soricidae. Gene Ontology annotation, biological process: regulation of lipid metabolic process; positive regulation of transcription by RNA polymerase II; negative regulation of transcription by RNA polymerase II. The record is from RefSeq and is a predicted model, not a curated record. Gene Ontology annotation, cellular component: nucleus.